Messenger RNA from Thamnophis elegans (Western terrestrial garter snake), 4549 nucleotides. RefSeq names its product zinc finger protein 574-like. The transcript has 2 exons. The record is from RefSeq and is a predicted model, not a curated record. The coding region runs from base 158 to 2734 and encodes 858 amino acids. NCBI's taxonomy places the organism in Eukaryota, Metazoa, Chordata, Lepidosauria, Squamata, Natricidae.
GCGCUCUCGGAGCUGUGGGCCAGGCAAUGAGAGGGCGCGGUGCAGCCUAGGCCGAGCGGGCCCUGCGUGACGAGGGAGCGGCGAGAGGGAGAGACCGGGCGAACGCCGGCUGGUUGCCGCGGCGGUGGGUUCGGCCCACGGGCCGGGUGGAAUCAUAAUGGCAGAGGAGUUGGCUCCCUCUGUGUUUUUCCAGCACCAGUAUAUGUGUUCGGAGUGCGGACUUCUCUACAACACUUUGGAAGCGGUGCUGCUCCACCACCAGAGCCAUUUAGGGGAAUCCUGUGAGACUGCAGCCGCCGCCACUGUUGCUGAUGCAGAAUCCCAACAAGACAACCGCUAUCAAUGCCUGGAAUGUGGGUGUGUCUUGUGGUCACCUGAUGAGCUGUUAGCGCACCAGGAAGUGCAUCCCAGGGAAGUACCAACCCGACCUUCAUCUCUCCCAGCCACCACUGGACAGAUCCGCUACCAAUGCAAUGAAUGUAAUGAACUUUUUCCUUCUACGAGCCUCUGGCUAGCUCACCGCCGGACACACCAGAAACAGGAGGCUCCAGCAAACUCUUCUCCAUCAAUUUUACCUUCUUCUCAGCCGCCUCCCUCCCCUUUUUCCCAAAUGUCCAAUCCUGAGCCUCCCCAGAUCUCUUGCCUCCCAGCCUUGCAGGAACCACAUCCGACGUCACCGCAGUCAGUUCCCCCCAUGCAUCCUUACGAAUGCUCAGAGUGUGCCUUCCUUUUCUUAACACCAGAGGAGCUGCUGGAGCAUCAGGGUGAACAUUUUACUGAAAUCGAGAAAGAGAGUGGGGAGCCAGCUGAGGUGGCAACCCAGGAGGCGUCCAGCCCCUACAUGUCCCCAGUGCCAGGCCCUGAGGAAGCAAUAGCGGUGCCUCCUCCCGCUCAGGUUUUCUGUUGUACGGAGUGCAAGCAGGCCUUUGGUACAAUGGAGGCGCUGCAAAAGCACCAACAGGAACAUGUGGGGAACAGCGAGGAAUUCCUGUGUGGGGAAUGCCAGCGUGGCUUCACAACAGCCAAGCGGUUAUUGGCUCACCAGCGGGUGCAUGUGGAUGGCACGUACGAGUGUCCGAAUUGCAACAAGAUCUUCAAAAAGGCAGCCUCUCUUGAGCAACACAUGCGCAUCCAUAAAGGCGAGGCGCUCUACCUCUGCGUGGACUGUGGGCUUGGCUUCUCCACCGAGAUGACCUUAAUUAUGCACCGCAAAAACCACACGGCCAACCCCUUGCACCGUUGUCAUUGCGGCAAGACUUUCAGCAACAUGACCAAAUUCCUUUACCAUCGACGCACGCAUGCUGGCAAGAGUGGGAUCCCGGCCGCACGGGGGGGCGGAGGAGACCCUGCAUCCGGCCAGCCUGCCGAGCAAGCGCCCAAUGAGGAGGAAGCCCUUGUGAAUGGCUCCGCCCCUUCCUCCCGUUCGCCGGGGAACUCGGCCGAGGCCUCCAGUGGGGGGUUCCUGUGUCCUCAAUGUGGAAAGGCGUUCUCCACCCAUAUCCGGAUGGUGCGGCAUAAGCGAGUCGUGCACGUGCUGGAGCGCAAGCACAAAUGUCCCACGUGUGGCAAAAAGUUCAAGAAGCUGGUGCAUGUACGGAAUCACCUGCGGACACAUACGGGGGAGAGGCCGUUCCAGUGCUCCGAAUGCGGCAAGACGUUUGUUUCCCAGGCUAACUUGGCCCGGCAUCACGUAACCCACACCGGAGAACGGCCCUACCAGUGCCAGGUCUGCGACAAGCGCUUCACUCAGUCCUCGAAUCUCCGCCAGCAUCGCCUUUUGCACAUGGCUCCUAACGGAGACGGGUCCCACUCGUGUGACGACUGCGGCGCUGCCUUUCUCCGAGCCCGUCAGUUAGCCUUGCAUCGAACGGUGCACACAGGGUGCUUGCCUUUCCCUUGUCCGGACUGUGACAAAUCCUUUUCACGCCAUCGUCUCCUUGAACUGCACCGGCUCAGCCACUCCGGACACGAACCUCACCGCUGCCCAGACUGUGGCGCUCUUUUCGUGGCGGCCUCCAAGCUGCAGGAGCACCGCUGUGCCGGGCAGAACGAGCAGGGGAGCCCCCAGCAAUCAUACAUCUGCACCUCUUGCGGCAAGUACAUGGGCUCCUUGGCCAAACUGACCUUACACCAACUGGUUCAUUCAGGGCAGCGUCCGUACAACUGCCCGCUCUGUGGGAAAGCCUUCACUACCCCUAGCGGGCUGAGCCGACAUCAACAGCGCCACGCUGGCCUGCGCCCUCACAAGUGUCCUACCUGCAACAAGACAUUCGUGGCAGCCUCGGGGCUGCAGCUGCACCAGCGCACGCACACGGGCGAACGCCCCUUCCUCUGCCCAGAUUGUGGCAAAGCUUUCCGACAGGCCACUCAUCUUCGUGAACACCGACGCCUGCACACCGGGGAGCGGCCCUAUCGCUGUCCAGAGUGUGGCAAGGCCUUCGUGCAGUCCAUGCACCUGGCUGAGCACAGACGGAUCCACACCGGGGAGCGCCCCCACCCUUGUCCCCUCUGCUCCAAGACUUUCAAGACCGUCUCGAACUUGCGGAGCCACCGCAAAACGCACACAGCGCUGGCUGACAGCCAGGAUGCUGUGCAGCCUUUGGAAUCGCUUGUCGCUUCCGGCCAAUCCACCCAAACCAUUAUGUGCACCAAGUUUGGGGAGACCAUUGCUAUAAUUGAGAGCGCAGAGCCUCUCCCCAUGAUGGAGACCAUAGAGAUCUAUCUAGAGAUGUAAAUUUCCCAGAAAUGUAGAAGCCGUGCCAGGGGAGGGGAAUUUCCCAUCUUUUUCUGUAUUUAGUUACAAGGGAGGCGCAAGGGCAGCAUCCACACUUUUGCCUUGGUGCAGAGGUUUUAAAUCCUCUAUAACUCUUCUGUACACAAAGGCUUAACAUGCCAGCGGGAAACGGAGAGCACCCCUCUCUUCGUGCAUCUUUCAGCAGGGCUUCUCACUGCACCAAAAGUUCCUCAUCAGCUGUUUUAGUUUCGCAUGGAGGCCUAAACUACAAUUUACGGACCUCAUUUUGAGAAUUUCUCUGGGCAGUUCCUUUUUUGUCUGGGGGGUGGGGGUGCUGUGGAUUGGAGUUGGACCAGCCACCUUGAUCGCAGCCGGAUGCUUACCGUAAAUUAAAAGAGAUGUGUUAUAUUCCAUUAUGGUCUCCCAGUUUCAUUAUCAGAGAUUCUAAGGAAUGGCUCGAUACAGCAUCUAGGACAGGCUGUCCUAUAGUUUUGACUAUUGAAUUAUUUGCUUGCUUUCAGGGGAGGGGGAUUGUUAUUCGCUAUUAAGUCAAACAAAGUUGUGAUUUUAUGAUAGAAUAAUAAUGCUACAUCUUAAGGCAAAAGAAAGGGGAUACUUUUGUGCUUUGAUAGUUUGACACAGUUUUAUUAUGUCUGCAGUCCUAGCAGAACAAGCCGCGUUUUAAUUAAAACUGUCCCAACUGAGCAACAAGUAAAAAUACAGGAUUUUUGCUUUAAUGUGUAACUCCUAGCUGAAGGCCAGUUCCAUUUUUUUUUUAAAUUGGAAAAGCUCUGUGCCAUCUUUAGAUGAUUGGCGUAUGAUGACUGAUGAACAUGCAUGUUUUAAAACUCGAGAAUUUUUAUGACGAUUUUUCCAGACCAAAAUAUUGCAAUAUGCAUAAUGGGAAAAGGAAAUAAUGAGUUCCAUGGGUAGUCCAUCGCCCUGGGUAGCUUUGUAUUUGCUGCAUUUGGACAUCACAUUAACACGACCGAUGUGACCCAAUCCAAGUUCAUCCAGCAUACUAAACUUUUAACUACCAUGUGUUGGCUGGCUUGACAAAAAACAUUGAAGUAUUUGCGGAAUCUGGAACGGUUAGCAAACAGGCAUGUCAGUUAUCAUGUGAGGAUAUUAUCUUUUUAGGAUGUGACACUCAAAGACAGUCUAACUACUGAAGCAGAUGGAAACAACAGGGGUAAAAGCUGACACUGUUGAGUGAAAAGAUUCCAGUGUAACAACUAACCAAGGAACUAUGCCACCUGGUUGGGGGCCAUAAUGAGCAUGUUAAUUGUGCACACCUAGCUACAAUCCAGUGCACAAGUUCUCAGCUAAUGCUAAAGGCUAUUUUUUUAAUUGGGUGUAGGUUCAAUAGCAAGCUUGACAGCUGAGAUUGCUAAGAGAGACUGCAUGUCCCCCACUCAUACACAUUUGAACAAAGUAGAGCUAUGCCAUCCAAUCUACAUGCCAUAAGCAUUCUUUAGUGAACUUGAAUUCUGUAUAGGAGGAUUUAUGGCAUUUCAAGUAGCCAGUCUUAACACAAGGAACAUGAGUCUGGAGCCCAAGGUAGAAGCACAGCUCUAGGUCCCCAUAAUCUACCCCAAAAGAGUCAACCACAAGUGCUUGGGGCGGGAAAAACCUUGAUCCCAACGUUAAGGAGCCAAUUUUCAUUUUUUUUUUAAACAAAACAAAACCCUGUACAUUCAGAUUUAAAUAGCGAAGCUAGGGUGGUACACAGCUGAACCAAUUCCUCCCUCUCUCAGAUCUGUACAGAUAGUCCUCAACCACAACUGAGCCCAAAAUUUAUGUUGCUAAGCGAGA